Molecule: messenger RNA, 636 nt
Organism: Moneuplotes crassus
Lineage: Eukaryota; Ciliophora; Spirotrichea; Euplotida; Euplotidae
Source: the annotation of a GenBank genome assembly
CUAGUAAUAUAAUUGAGCAUGGAAGUAGGAAAGCCUGAAGUCACCUUUGUCCUUGGAGGACCAGGAAGUGGAAAAGGAACCCAAUGUGGAAAGCUUGUUGAAAAACAUGGGUUCAUACAUCUUUCUGCAGGAGAUUUAUUAAGAGAAGAGAGAAAUUCUGGGUCUAAAGAUGCAGAACUGAUCAAUGAGUAUAUCAAAGAAGGAAAGAUCGUCCCUGUUGAAAUCACUUGUAAUCUACUCAAAAAGGCAAUGGAAGCCAAUGGAUGGGAUAAGUCCAGAUUCCUCAUUGAUGGAUUCCCAAGAAGCCAGGAUAACCUUGAUGGCUGGAAUGAGGUCAUGGGAGAUGUAGUCAAUGUAUCUACUUGUCUCUAUCUUAAUACUUCUGAAGAUAUCAUGACUGAAAGAAUUCUCAAGAGGGCAGAAACUAGUGGAAGAGUUGAUGAUAAUGAAGAAGCAGUCAAGAAAAGGCUUUCAACAUAUCUUGAGUCAACCAUUCCAAUAAUUAAGCAUUUUGAGGAACUCGGAAAGACAGUUGAAGUUGAUAGUACUGGAGAGAUAGAAGAUAUAUUCUCUACAAUUGAGACCUCAAUGAAGCUGGUUGAAGAAUAAUCAAAUUCUUUUUGACAUAUUUCAAUA